Messenger RNA from Zophobas morio, 4856 nucleotides. RefSeq lists its product as uncharacterized. The coding region runs from base 95 to 4576 and encodes 1493 amino acids. The transcript has 8 exons. NCBI's taxonomy places the organism in Eukaryota, Metazoa, Arthropoda, Insecta, Coleoptera, Tenebrionidae. The record is from RefSeq and is a predicted model, not a curated record.
AUCACAAGUAUAUAACGAUGUGAAACUUUGUUCACAGGCUUGAUUAAUGUAGAUUUAUAGUGUUAUCAUUGGAGGGGCAGAAACCCUUACCAAAAUGAUGAACUAUUAUUUCAAGAGUUUCUUCAAAAUCACCGACGCCGCAGACAAUGACGUAAACCUCCUCCUUUUGGGCGAAACAAGAGUCGGAAAGUCAACUCUGGUCAACGCCAUUUCGAACUACUUCAAUUAUGCCAGUUUCAAAGAAGCGCAAAAACGGGACAUCGACAUACUAAUCCCCAUGUAUUUAAACGUAGCCGAAAGUAGCAGAGUUUUUGGCACAGCAGACGAGAACGAAGUCCACGACCAAGGCAAAUCUGCAACUCAGUACGUCAAAGUCUACGUAUUCCCGAUUAAAAUGGACAACAAGACCUUCAACCUGAGACUGAUCGACACACCAGGAGUGGGAGAUCCCAGAGGAAUGGAACAAGAUAACAUCAAUCUGGACAACGUCCUUGCGUACUUGGCCACGCUGAAGAAACUCCACGGGAUUUGUUUCGUUCUGAAGUCCAAUCAGACGAGGUUCACCAAGUUCGCGGAGUACUGUCUUAAGCAGAUAUUGACGCGCCUGGAUAAGAGUGCCAGUCAGAACAUCAUUUUCAUUACGACUUACAGUAAAACGGCAGGUUACACAGCUGGGGAGACGAAGAGUCACUGUUUGGCGCCACUGGUUAAAGACAUCAAGUCAAGACCCCCAUACGCUAAUAUUCCUUUGAGCGACGACAACGUCUUCUGUUUGGACAACGAAGCAUUCGAAGCCUUGUUGGCCAGUCAAGAUGGAAAACGAUACACCAAACGCGAAGUCAAAGGUUUCGAGACGAGCUGGCAGGUGUCGUCGAACGAAAUUCAGCGUUUAUUGAGGUACGUUAUUGGAGAUGCGUCUAGUCCAGGUUUGAAACCCCACGACGUCGAAAACACAAUCAGUAUCAACGAAGUACGAUUUCACAUUGAACAACUUGCGACUCCCAUUGCGGAAGUGUCGGAACUCAUCCAAGACAACAUCAGAGUACUCGACGCUCAUAAAAAAAAAAUGCAACAGAAUGACCAAACUCUCGAAGAACUCAAACAGCAAAUGCACAUACCUUGCGUUAAUAUUGAAGUGAAGGAGCUAACUCAACCGGUAACGGUUUGCACGGACCCUAAAUGUGCAGACAUCGUGAAGGUCAACAACGUGACCCAGUGGCACUACAAGAAACGAUGCCACAACCCCUGUUACUUGACCGGGGUUCCUAAAGAAAUGUUCGGCGAUCCCAAACUGAUGUGUUGUGCGGCCAUGGCAGGCAGACCCAAUUGUCAACAGUGCGAAUGCCCCUGGCAAGUCCACAUGCACAUCUACAAAGAAACCACCAAAGUUUCAGUCCGCACAGAAGACCAGAACGUGUUAGGCGUCAUCAAAAACAAACAAGACGCUCGAUUCCAUAUGCAUAAACUAAUCGAAGAUUUAAACACGCGGAGGCGAGAACUGGAAAAAGAGGGCGAAACCAUUUCGAGUAUCGUCGCCAAGUUUUCGUGGUUCUUGCAAGAACACGCGCUGACGCCCUUCAAUGACGCCUACGGUGAAUACAUUGAGCAACUUAUCAAAAAUGAAAAGUACCUAGGAAGGCUCGCCGAUCGAGAGGUCAUAGAGAAACUCGAAAACCUCCUCAGCCAACACUAUAAUUUACAAGCAACCUUUCACGAGAGCGCUAAGAAUGCCCAAGGACAACCUCCCGGCGAUUUAUCCCUUAAAGGAAUCCAGAAAAGUAUUGCCGAACUCUACAAAUUGAAACACAUGGGGAAAACCAUACAAGAACUGAUACAAAAAUCCAUCGCUUGUCGCAACAAAGAAAGGCAGAAAAAUUUCGGUUGCGUUACGUUGCGAGAAGUAGUCGAUUUGGAUAAGACAGCAGCUGAACGAGAACGAUGUGAAUUGACAGAGAGCGAUGACGACGAACAACCACGCCAGACCAAAGCGUCUGAAGAAGAAUAUGAAGUGGACGUAGACUGGGGCAAAGAAAGCUACGUUCCGUACGAACCUGUGAGUGCAGUAACAUACACGUAUAACGGUAGCAACCGAGAAGACGACAGAUCAAUCUUUUCAAAUUAUCAUCAUUCCACAUCUAGACAAUCGUCAAAGCCGAGAACUUUCAUAGAUGAUGACGGAUUUAAUUCUAGGCAACACUCAAGACGAACAUCUCCAGACAGACGUUACGUCCAACCACGAGAUACCUACACCCAAAGAGACAAUUUCAAACAUCGAACCCAAUAUUCUAGGGAUUCAGAUGGCUAUGAGCCUGUAAAAUCACACAGAAAUGAAGCAAAGGCAAAAUACGACCGACGCAAUUAUGCUCAUCAACGCCACGUAGAAAAAGAAGAAAGAUCGUCAACCAGACGUAGAAACCACUUUCCCGGAAAUAAUUCUUCAGAAGAAUACUACAACACAUCACCCAGCAAGCACAACAAAGUGGAAUACUCGCCUACAAGACAACCCCAUAGAAGCGACGAUUUUAGAAACUCGUCUAGAAGAGAAUAUACUGAGAGGAGCAGACAUUCUAGGCACGAUUUUGAAAAUCAUGAUUCAGAUAGUGCGCAUUCCGCUAGACCGUCUGAAGAAGAAAUGUUUGAAAACCAAUGUUACCCAGACGGACCCGGAAACAGUGAUGACAUAAAACAGCAGUCCAACCAUUCAAAACUUCACCGCACCUUGCUAGUAAGCGAUGACGAAUCCGACUCUGCUAAACCCACAUCACGCAGAGGUAAAAUAGAGGGAAAGGAAAAAAUAAAAAGAAACGACGACAAGGAACACCACUUGACUAUACGAAACCCUACAAGCCGAACCCAAGACGACCAACAGAAAUUGACCCCCGCCGCCUCCAACAUGCAGAAAGAGCUCGCCAGUAUCACAGACAAUGUGAAUAAUCAGGAAAACUUGAUGCAAAAUGUAUCCGAAACAAUGAAAAAGCAACAAGAGAAUGUCAAGCAGUUUAUGGAGAAGAUUGGAUUACUUUUAGAAAGUAACAAAAUGGAAAACAUCGACACUUUGAAAAAACAACUUAAGUCUUUUUUGUCUAAUGCUGAAUCUAGCGACUCAGAAGAUGGCAGAAAUAAACAUCAUCAAACGGAACACAGCGAACACAAUGAGAGUGAAACCAUCUCCAAGGAUCUUGAAAGUGCCACCCAGAAAGAAUCGCCAGAACUUGACUACAAAGUAACAUAUACCUAUAGAACUAACAACUCAGAAGACGACAAAUCUUCAAAACCGAGAACUGACGAUGCAAGACCUGAGUAUCCGAGUCCGGAGAGAACUUACAACGAUCCAAGAGAACCACGACAUAGUGGCGCCAGAUAUCACCACGAAGAAGACAACAGACUUGCAGAAGCAUCUGGAAGUAGAAACCACCUCACCAGAAGCAAUUUUUCUCCUCGAUCAACAAGUCCAGAACGAUACCAUUACCCAACCGAGAGAAAAUCACACAGAAGGGACCAUAGAACGCAUUAUUCACCUAGACGUCACCGUUGUCGUAGCGAAAGCUAUGAUUCAUCGGACCGUGACUUUAGAAGAUCGUCGCGCCGUCAUGCUACGAGAUACACAGGCGAAUCCGAAAGUUAUGACUCAGACGACAACCCAUCUAGGAACCGAACGAAAUUUAAAUCUUAUAAAGCCUAUGAUUCAAGUAAUGAUCGUCAUAAGAAAUCACGUCACGUCAAAAAUAAAUCUUCUCGUAGACGUAGAAGUUCAGACGAAGACAUUGACACGAAACGUGAGAAAAAAUCACACAGAAGACACCAUAAAGGAAAACGCUCGUGUAGAUGUCACCGCAGUAGUAGCGAAAGCUAUGAUUCAGAUGACGAUGAAUCUAGAAGAUCGUUUAGUAGUGGUAGUGCAAGUUCUGCUAAAUCCUUUGACAGCAGAAGCAGUGUCAAACGAUCUAAGGAUAAGACUGGUAGAUCAAGAGGCUCAGAACAACACCGCAGCACAAGAACUGAGAAAAAAUCGCGACAGGAAGUGAAAGAGUCGUCUAAACGUCAUGGUCACCGCUCUAGAAGCGACAUUUCCGAUUCGGAUGACCGUGAUUCUAGAAAAUGGUCCCAAAGAAGUGGUAAUAAGCACUCUAGACGCAAAGACAAAUCUGACUGUGAUUCAGAUGGUGGUCAUACUACUGGAAAUGGUCUUAAGAAGUCCAAGAAUCAAAGACAGUCUAAUAAAAAACACGAUUCAGUUGGUGACCGUCCCGUCAAAUCUUCCAAAAGUGCACACAGCGUACCAAAAGAUAAAAAAAAAACUGGUGAUUCAAAUGAUACGCGUCCUGCAAAAUCUUCUAAGAGUGGAAACACGAAAGAUGAAAAGUCUGCAACCCUGGGAAAGUCUGAUUUGGUUGAUCCACAUUCUAGUCAAUCUUCCACAAGAGAACCUAACAGCAAUGAAAGAGAGUCUGAAAAGCAGCCUAAUAAGAACAAAGAAAAUUGUGAUUCCCUUGAUAAACAAUCUGUUAAAUCUUCUAAUAAAGAUACAGUUCAAGUGAGUAAGCCUAAAAAUAAAAUAAGAUCCAAGUCUGAAUAACACACAGUUUAACGAAAAAUUCAGGAAACAAUUUUAAAAGCACACAAGAGUUGGUAGAACUUCAGGAGGUUCUCGAUAGACUACUUAACAAUUAGUAUCUUAAGCACUUUUUAAUUAAAUAUUGCACUCUAUUGUGUUAGAGUUUGUCACAAUAUUUCAUUUAUUCAUUUUAGUUGGACUGACUGCAGUCUUCGUCUUUGUAAAACUUUUAUAUUUCUGAAAUUCUAUAUAUGUGUUUUGUUACAUAACAAUAAAAUAAUGUGUUAAAAAACUGCAAAGU